Messenger RNA from Pseudomyrmex gracilis, 3315 nucleotides. RefSeq names its product monocarboxylate transporter 6-like. Gene Ontology annotation, molecular function: monocarboxylic acid transmembrane transporter activity. NCBI's taxonomy places the organism in Eukaryota, Metazoa, Arthropoda, Insecta, Hymenoptera, Formicidae. The record is from RefSeq and is a predicted model, not a curated record. Bases 679 to 2103 code for a protein of 474 amino acids. Gene Ontology annotation, biological process: monocarboxylic acid transport; transmembrane transport. The transcript has 8 exons.
AAGAGAGCAACACGACUGCAAAUUAAAUAUAUCGAGUUGCACACGGCGCUGUGAGCGCGCGCAACGUUCGCGCGGAGAGAAACGCGGUCGCUCCGAUCACGCGUGAUCUUGAUAUAAAGCAACGAAGCCGGUACUCAUCGCGUUCGGACCAGUCUCGGUGUGCCAGCGGUUCAGAAUAUAUGCUCUUUGCUCUCUCUCUUUCUCUUUGUGUGGCAAACACGCGUCAGAUGCGCGUUUUAUUGCGCGUCCAAGAAAGUGCUCUGUUAUAUUGUUAAAUAAAUCGAAAACUGACGAAUGUCAGUUCGCGCGACCGUAAUCUGAGUUAGUGUCAAGCGGUCGUAAAAAUUUGAUAUUUGUUAUUUUAAAUAAUAAUGCGCAUCGGUGAGUGUUUGACGCAGAAGAAGAUCUCGGAAGAUCGACUGAACAGUUUCGUUCGGUCGUCAAGUAGGCGACUCGUUUUAUCAAGAGAAAAAAAAAGAAACGCGUCUGAAUCGUUGGCGUAAAGAGAUAAGAAACACUGAAAUGCAAACAAAAUGCAAAUAAGUUGAAUGCCAAGUUAAACAUGCAGUUCACAGUCCGUCGAUGAUACGAGCUCAGAAUACAGCACAAGAGACCUGGGACGGUGAUUAGAUACAAUAUCGACAGAAUGGCACGUGGUGAGACUGACCGUGGCUGGGCAUGGACGAUUGUCAUCGGCGUAACUGUCAUCAAUUCCAACAAUGUUUUGGCCUUAUCUUCGCGGAGCGUUUCACGAGCCUGGGCAUCACCGCGACGCAAACAAGCCUGAUUCUUCAUCUCAAUGGAACAAUUACGUGCAGUCUAGGCCUGAUAAGCGGGCCGAUGAUGAAAAGAUUCGCCUUUCGUCAGGUCGCGUAUUUCGGCGGUCUGACGGUCGUCCUUGGGAUCUGCGCAGCCGCCUUCGCCGUGUCUCUUCCAACUCUUAUUAUCACUUACUGCGUUAUCAUCGGUGUCGGUCAAGGAAUCAUAUUUCCAGCGACGACUUUGGCUCUGAACACGUACUUCCGCAAGAAACGCAACGUAGCCAUGGGUCUGGCGGUUACGAUGACCGGUUUGGGACCGAUCUUAAUGCCUCUUUUGAUAGAUAUAUUUCUCGAGAGAUAUGCAACCACCGGCACACUCAUCAUUCUUGCUGGAAUCGCUACGCAUUCGUUCGUUGGUGCGUCGCUGUUAAUACCAUUCAAAGCGAAGAAAGAGAUUUCUGCAAAAGAUAAAACAACUGAUCAAUCCAAAACCGAGAGCGGCACGGGAGACCACCGGGAAGCAAAAUCCAAAAUUGAAAAAAAUUUAGAAGACAACAUCACCGUCCAAAGUCGAUUGCUAAACGAAGAAAAUUCAGAAGAGACGGAACAACCGAAUAAUCGCGUAAAGAAUAAAACAGAAUUGAAGAAGGAGGAUGGAAGAAUUUCGUUCCUCAAAACAAUCGCUACCACUUUGGAUCUCGAUCUUCUUCGCGAUAAUCGUUAUAUAGCGGUAGUAUUAGGUAUGGCUGUCUCGUUAGUAGCCGAGACAAAUUUCAACGUGAUGAUACCGUUCGUUCUGGCCGAGCUGGCGAGUCUUGACAGAACGUCGAUAGCCAUGGUGAUGUCGAUCCAGGCUGCCGCGGAUAUUACGGGACGUCUUUGUGUUCCGCUGUUGGCGCAAAAAGCCGGAUGGAGAUGUCGAAAUUUGUACGUGAUAUCCCUGUUGGGAUCGACCUUCGGCAGGACCAUUCUAUCGACAUGGGGUAAUUUAUACGCCGUCGUGAUCGGAGUAUUUCUGAUUGUCGGACUGGCAAAGGGAACCAAGGCUGUUUUUCAAUCUUUAAUUAUUCCCGAUUACGUUCCAUUAGAGAGAUUGCCGGCUGCGUCUGGUAUCCAGAUGGUUUGUAACGGCAUUCUAUCCAUCAGCGUGGGUCCAUUAAUCGGUUUGAUACGUGAUUCAACAAACAGUUACGUGAGUGCGCUCUACUUUACAUCUUUUCUCAGUUUGUCUUGUGUCUUUCUGUGGUUAAUAAGCGGACUUUGGACUCCAUGCGCAAAUAUGUUUGACUUACAUAAACAGAGUUCAUCAGACAAUCAGGAAAAUUCUCACGAAAACGUGUAGCUAAAUCUACACCCUUAAACAAGUAAUUUAAAAUUUUUUGUAUUAUCGCAACACUGUAUGUUAAUUAAAAACGUUUUAUAAACUAUGAUACAGUAACUUCAGCGUUCUUAUAAAAUAUCUGGCGACUGUGUGUAUAAAGUUGGUAUUUUUAAUUAAUUAGUGUCAAUAUAAGACACAAAGCUUUAAUAUUUUAAUUAAAAACACACACAUAGAUGUAUACAAUAUUUCAUAUUGUAAUAAAAUUAAAUACAUAGAUGGAAAAAGAAGAGGAGAAAUAAAAGAAGAAGAAUUUGUUUUUACACAAAUCUUCGUGCAAAUGCGCGCAAUGAUAAAAUUUAUCAUAGUUUAUCGACAAACAGUUUGAUACAAAAACUUAACAAGGUAUAACCAUAUUUUCUAAUGUCACAUCAACAAAUUCACUGAAAAAUAUAAAUUCAUGUAGGUUUUUUUGAGAUGAAAAUGUAUAUUUAUUGUGUAAAUACAUGCUUAUGUUUAAAUAUAAACCGAGAGAAACCAAAAUUUUUAUACGAUAUUUUAAUUGUAUCGUAAGGUGUAUCAGUGGAAAUCUUAUGUAAUGAUAUUACUUAACUCUUUUGUAGUUUUAUGUAUCAUACCGUUAUAAUAAUACAACAAAACGUUUUAUCGAUAUAUGUUAUAUCAUUUCCUACACACAAAAAAUUAUACAUAAAAUUUUUAAUGUUUUUUACUUAUCUCUAUGUAAUAUUGAUAUAUUUAAAUUGUUUCUUACAGCGGUUCUCUUGACAAUGACAUUUCAGCAAAAUCUACUUUUUUUGUCUUACAAUUAGUCAUCAAAAAGAAUAUUCCGUGUGCGUUGUUGAUAAUUGUCAAGAGCUCGCGAGAUUAGAUUAAUCAUGAUCUCCAGUAGUAUUCUCUUAUCGAUUGCAAACUGUCCGUCAAAGGCAGUUUGCAAACGUUUAUCGUAACGCGCAACAGAACAUUAUGUAGAGAACACAAUACUAUGUAGUGAACUUCGAGAAAGAGAAAUAUCUUAAUCAUUAGCUUACUUACUUUUGUGUUAUUUAUUUUUGCAUUACUUUUAGAUUAAAGAAAUUCUCGGUAUCUUUAUAUAACAAAACGAUCGAUAAAUGUUACGCAGCAACUGUGUUUUUUAUUUAUUGUGUAAUGUUGCGUAACAAUGUAUAAUAGUUGUUUCUUGUACAAAUUCUGUUGAAAAUCACAAGUUUGUUCUAG